This is a messenger RNA of Aspergillus fijiensis CBS 313.89, 702 nucleotides long. RefSeq lists its product as uncharacterized. The record is from RefSeq and is a predicted model, not a curated record. Lineage: Eukaryota; Fungi; Ascomycota; Eurotiomycetes; Eurotiales; Aspergillaceae. The coding region runs from base 52 to 552 and encodes 166 amino acids. The transcript is spliced from 2 exons.
CCGCCGUAGGUAAGCUGUAUUUAUCCAAUUAAUUACUAGGGAGAGCAAAGCAUGGCAAAGCAUGGCAAAGCAUGGUGGAGAACCCAUGCUCUCUCUCUCUCUCUCUCUUUCUCUUCCCCUCCCCUCUUCUUCAGACACGUUCUGCACCCAAAUGGUCUCAUGUGGCCUGCAACUGAGGCUGCAUUGGAGUGCAUAUCCUUUUAUCUGUUUCCCCUCCUCCUCUACCUCUCAUCCGAUUUGUCACCGAUAGCCUCCUCUGCAGUUGGUCAAGCUUACAGAGUACUGUACAAACAGUACAUACUUUCCAAGUCUUGCAACAAACAGCUUCUUGCUGACUUCCCCAUCGUCGAUUCGUUUCAAUCUCUUCCCUUUCAUUUUUAUCCUGGGUACCGCGGAUGUCGCCGAUGUCGUCCAGACCGAAUACCGCCACACAAACCGCCAUGGCUUGGGGCUGGCCGACCUCUCACCCUUUCCCUGCAAGGGCGAAACAAAGAAACUGCUCUGCGGUCGAAUUUACAAACCGACAAGUUGAGAAAUGCUCGGAUUGCUUGAAUCCGACACAAAAAGAAAGAGCCUGGAGGGUGAUGACGACCCCACGAUGCGCGAAUACGGGCUCGAGAUUUUAGCUCUUGCAUUGCCCUUGCCAGUUUGGGAAGAGAGGAGGGGUGGUUUUCUUACUGAGUCAAAUCUGGGCAACAUCGG